UAGGUGGCAGUCUCAAUUGCCUCCAGUCUGCUGUGGACGCUUGAUUAUAAAGGAUUAUUUAUAUUUUGCAACAUCAGUCAAAUCAAAGUUAGUUGAUAAAACAUUCCAAAUAGGAUUAAUUGUACAAAUAACUAUAUUUUUAUAACAAAAUGACUGAAAAGAAGAAGGAAGUGCGUGUGUGGUGUGAUGGUUGCUAUGAUAUGGUACAUUUUGGCCAUGCCAACUCUCUUCGUCAAGCCAAAGCACUUGGUGAUUAUUUAGUUGUUGGGGUACACACUGAUGCAGAAAUUACAAAGCAUAAAGGACCUCCAGUAUUUACUCAGGAAGAAAGGUAUAAAAUGGUCAAAGGCAUCAAGUGGGUAGAUGAAGUUGUAGAAGGUGCUCCUUAUGUUACGACUUUAGAGACCUUGGAUAAAUACAAUUGUGAUUUUUGUGUUCACGGUGAUGAUAUUACCGUGACAGCGGAUGGAGUUGAUACAUAUCAUCUCGUCAAAGCUGCUGGGAGAUAUCGAGAAGUUCAAAGAACAGCUGGCGUCUCUACAACAGAUCUAGUAGGUCGAAUGUUAUUGAUGACGAGGCAACAUUUCAAACAAGGGGACAGCGAAUAUACUGUUGAUAAAGAACCAAGCGAAAGUAUGGGCCAAGAUAGAACAGCUCGUAGUCCUUGGACGGGAUGUUCGCAGUUUUUACCUACAACACAAAAAAUAAUUCAAUUUAGUGAUGGAAAAAGUCCGCAGCCAGGAGAUAAGAUUGUUUACGUUGCUGGUGCCUUCGAUUUAUUCCAUGUGGGACAUUUAGACUUUUUGGAGGUCGCCAAGAAAGAAGGCGAUUAUUUAAUUGUUGGAUUACAUACAGAUCCUGCUGUAAAUCGUUAUAAAUGUGGUAAUCAUCCUAUCAUGAACCUUCAUGAACGAGUGCUUAGUGUAUUAGCGUGUAAGUAUGUGAAUGAAGUUGUCAUUGGUGCCCCUUAUGAGGUGACGAAAGAUCUUAUGGAACAUUUUAAUGUUUCCGUCGUAUGUCAUGGACAAACUCCAAUAAUGCCUUGUGAAGGAGGUACUGAUCCUUAUGCGGAACCCAAAAGACAAAAUAAAUUUAAACUACUUGAUAGUGGAAAUGAUAUGACGACUGAGAAAAUCAUCGAGAGAAUAAUAUUGCACAGGUUGGCAUACGAGGAUAGAAAUUUAAGAAAGGAGCAAAAAGAAAUUGCUGCUUAUGAAGCCUACAUUAAAUCACAAAAAAAGGAAACAUCGGAGUAAAAAUGAAUAACAAGUUCCUACAAAGGAAUUAUUAAUUAAUUCAAUGAUUAUGUAAAUGUAUACUGUAAUUCUUAAUUGUGAAUCUUUUAUUUAUUGCUUCUUAUUCAGAUUUGUGUGAUUAUCUCAAACUUACUCAUUAAUUAAAGUAGUCCUUGUGACGCUUUAAGUGACUCAAAAGACUCUAGAAAACUAAACUGUAUUACGUUAAAGAUAAAUCAUUAAUAAAGAGACACUAAAUCUCACUUGUUAAUAAAAAAAAAA
Chelonus insularis is the source of this 1517-nucleotide messenger RNA. It is a transcript of the gene Pect, whose product is annotated as phosphoethanolamine cytidylyltransferase. NCBI's taxonomy places the organism in Eukaryota, Metazoa, Arthropoda, Insecta, Hymenoptera, Braconidae. Gene Ontology annotation, biological process: phosphatidylethanolamine biosynthetic process. The record is from RefSeq and is a predicted model, not a curated record. Gene Ontology annotation, cellular component: cytoplasm. Bases 150 to 1256 code for a protein of 368 amino acids. The transcript has 6 exons. Gene Ontology annotation, molecular function: ethanolamine-phosphate cytidylyltransferase activity.